Molecule: messenger RNA, 1064 nt
Organism: Spodoptera frugiperda (fall armyworm)
Lineage: Eukaryota; Metazoa; Arthropoda; Insecta; Lepidoptera; Noctuidae
Product: trypsin, alkaline C-like
Exons: 4
Coding region: 115-888 (257 amino acids)
Biological process (GO): proteolysis
Molecular function (GO): serine-type endopeptidase activity
Source: RefSeq, a predicted model, not a curated record
UUUGAAGUUAUCCUAUUGACUGAUAGCAGGAUAUCUUAAGAGAAUCAAUAGCUGGGAGGUAAUAUAAGAGAUGUUUGCAGUAAAGACAAUGAAGUUUAAUUGCUGGAGUGCAACAUGAGAGGUUUAGUUGUAUUUGUGUUGUUCUUCGCUAGUACUGCAGCGGUUCCUGCUAAUCCUAUGAGAAUAGUUGGAGGAAACCUGACAACAGUGGAACAGUAUCCAACUAUCGCUGCGUUGCUUUAUUCUUUCUUCGGGACGAGCUUCAGCCAGUCCUGUGGUGGAACAGUCCUCAAUAGAAGAUCUAUCCUCACCGCUGCUCAUUGCCCCUAUGGUGAUACAACUGUAAAUUGGCGUGUUCGCGUGGGGUCAAGCUUUGCCAAUAGUGGUGGGAUUGUACACACGUUGACUGCCAUCUUCAUCCAUCCGAAGUUUAACCAGCGUAUCAUUGACUAUGACGUGUCAAUCCUGCGGACUACUGACGUCAUCGAGUAUGGAAAUGUGGUUCGACCUGCUUCAAUAGCUGGGUCUUCGUAUAACCUUCCUGAUAAUUCAGUUGUUUGGGCAGCUGGAUGGGGCACUACUUCUUCUGGUGGAUAUCCUUCAGAACAACUACGACACGUGCAGCUGUGGACAGUGAACCAAGGUCUCUGCAAGUCUCGAUAUGGGUCCCGAAACCUGAACAUUACUGAAAACAUGUUGUGUUCCGGAUGGCUGGACGUCGGUGGUCGUGACCAGUGCCAGGGUGACUCUGGCAGUCCUCUCUACCACAAUGGAGUAGUUGUUGGCGUCUGCUCGUGGGGCGUUGGCUGCGCAUCAGCUCAGUACCCUGGAGUCAACUCCAGAGUGUCUCGAUUCACAAACUGGAUUCAGAGUCAAGCGAGACUUUAAAAAACAAUUUUGUAAACGAAUACAGAUUGCGUUUUAAAAAGUGUUUUAUUUUAUAUAUUUAAUGCUGUAAAGUGAGGUCAUGUAUCGUCCACAUGAGUGAUUAGAAAUUUUGCAGUUUAUGUACUUAGUUAUAAUAAGACGGCAGCUUUUAUUAAAAAACAUGAAAUUUUGAUGAA